UCUAUCCUCACCUAACCGUACCCAAAACGCACUGUUUUGAAUCCUCCGUCCUCUCAUUCUCGCUUCCACAAGCAAACGCAAGCUUAGGGGUCUCCUCUUUCCGCAAUCCAACACUGCACGCCUGGAAUCUCUUACGCAUAACGCUCGCGCACCUCGUGAACCUGUAUAUCCACCAUAAUCCCGUAGUUUUAUGGGCUUUUCGUGCACAAUUUGUCUGCAGCAAUGUCAUUUCUCCGAGACCCAGUUGAGCCAAGCGUUUCUUUUCAGCAAAACUAGCGGUUUAGAGCUUGUUGACCUUUGUUUUCAUCUGGGUUUUUCCGAAAAUGGAAGUGGGGCUUGUUGGGUUGCUGAGAGCGGCUUGGAUUGCUGGGACUUUGCCUAUACUGAUUGCUUCGGUGCCGUCUUCUAGGCUGACGGGGUUUCGUGAUGCUAUGUUGGGCAUCGCUAAGCGAGGGAAGAUCAUGCAGUCCUCGUCUCAGAGAUUCACAGUUCCUCAAAGGUUCUUCUGCCAUUUUUAUGUUAUGGCAGUCGUGUGGACAACACUCCUACUUGUUACAAAUUGGAUGUAUGCGUAUACGGCAGCGCCAUUGGUUUCAGAACCAUUUAUUUACUCUGAUAUUGCCAGCUACUUGACGGGAGGUCCGCAUACUUUAUUUUGGCACAAAUCACGUUCAAGGCCAAUAAAGCAAAGAUAUAUGGUCUGGCGGUCUGUUUUUCUUCUUUUAUUGAUGGAGGUUCAAGUUUUGAGACGCCUCUUUGAGACAAUAUAUGUGUUCAACUAUAGCCCCUCAGCUCGGAUGCAUAUCCUUGGUUAUCUAGCUGGCAUGUUUUUCUACGCGGCAGGACCACUGUCACUUUGCUGCAAUUGUGCAUCAGAUGUGUAUGAAUUUGCAGCGAAUGGAGUGGCUGAAUUCAUUGUUAGAGGCAAGAGUCAGAUGCCAGCCAUUGAAUUUGAUUGGUUGGAAUUUGUGAAUCCUCUUAUGACACUUGGAUGGCGCCAGUGGAUUGGUGCAGCUAUAUUUUGUUGGGGAUGGAUUCAUCAGCGCCAUUGUCAUGCAAUUCUUGGCUCACUGCGGGACCACGUUGAACAAGUUGAGGAGUAUGUAAUCCCUCAUGGUGAUUGGUUCGAAAUUGUGUCAUCUCCACACUAUCUGGCUGAGAUUGUUAUAUAUGCUGGUCUAGUGGUUGCCAGUGGAGGAGCAGAUCUCACAAUCUGGUUACUUUUUGUAUUCGUGGUGACAAAUUUGGUGUUUGCAGCAGGAGAAACACAUAGGUGGUAUCUUCGUAAAUUCGACAAUUACCCAAGCAACCGGCUCGCCAUUAUCCCAUUUCUUUACUGAGGUUAUGAUGCAGAAAUUUAUAAGAUAAUACUCUUUUGAGUGCAAUGAAGAAGAGUUGGUUGAGGGAAAGAACAUAUUGGAUUCUAUCAUAUAUACCUAGACCUUAACCUUUUUGUUAGAAUUUUUUAUUAAAUCCGACAAAAUUUAAACAAAGAAGAAGACAAUUAUGCUCCUACAUUAAAUAAUAUUUUAUUUUUUAAAAAACCACCGAAGGAGGAGACCGAGGCCCGGCGGAUUUCAAAAUAAGUGAGAGGGGUAUAAUGGAUGUUUUACACAUUUUUUGUCGGAUUUAACUAAAAAUUUUAAUGGAGGGGCUAAGUAGCUUAAGGGGUUCAAUUGCAACUUUUUGAAGUUUGGGGUGACAUUGUAAUUUGGGUGUAAGUUUGAGGAUGCAAGUGUAAUUUUUUUUUUUUUUUUUUUUUUUUUUUUAAAAAAAAACUGUUUGUUUAAUUGAUUCAUGAAUUGAUUACGUUGUUUUUAAAAAUA
Molecule: messenger RNA, 1826 nt
Organism: Alnus glutinosa
Lineage: Eukaryota; Viridiplantae; Streptophyta; Magnoliopsida; Fagales; Betulaceae
Product: polyprenol reductase 2
Exons: 6
Coding region: 324-1340 (338 amino acids)
Biological process (GO): polyprenol catabolic process; dolichol-linked oligosaccharide biosynthetic process
Cellular component (GO): endoplasmic reticulum
Molecular function (GO): 3-oxo-5-alpha-steroid 4-dehydrogenase activity
Source: RefSeq, a predicted model, not a curated record